ACCACCUGCUUUUGGGUCGCCUGGAACGAGAGUCCCUCCGUGUAGCUCCAAGAGGCUUUACAUUACACACACUCAUCAACACAGACUGAUUACAAUGGCUGGGACGGCCUCGGUAGCUGGUGAAGUGUUCGUCGAUGCUCUGCCGUAUUUCGACCAGGGGUACGAUGCUGCGGGGGUGAGAGAGGCGGCUGCAGCGUUGGUGGAGGAGGAGACCAGAAGAUACCGACCUACCAAGAACUACCUGAGCUACUUGCAAACGCCUGACUUCGCUACUUUUGAGACGGAAAUCAUGAGGAAUGAAUUUGAGCGGCUUGCGGCUCGGCAGCCCAUGGAUCUCCUGAGCAUGAAGAGAUAUGAGCUGCCAGCACCCUCAUCGGGACAGAAGAACGACAUUACAGCGUGGCAGGAGUGUGUGAACAACUCCAUGGCCCAGCUGGAGCACCAGGCCGUCCGCAUUGAGAACCUGGAGCUCAUGUCGCAGUACGGAACCAACGCAUGGAAAGUCUACAACGAUAACUUGGCCUUCAUGAUUGAGAUGGCUCAAAAGGAACUCCAGAAAUUCAGGAAGCAAAUUCAGGAUUUAAACUGGCAGCGUAAGAACGAUCAGUUAGCAGGAGGAGCCAAACUGCGAGAGCUGGAGUCAAACUGGGUGUCUCUGGUCAGUAAGAACUUUGAGAUCGAGCGGGCCAUCAUCCAGCUGGAGAACGAAGUCACUCAGCUCAGACAACAGCAGGGGGACGAGAACAAGGAGAACAUCCGCCAGGACUUCUAGAGCAGCAGCAGCAGCAGAUGUCACCCUCGUAGGACUGAUCUACAAUCAGAAAGAUGUCAUGUUGUUUAAUUAACUGACUGCACCAAGAAGCAACCUGGGGAGGGGAAGUUACCUGUAUGGAGGAGAUUUAACGUGAAACAGCUCAUGUUCCACUGCUUCAUCAAAUAACUUUGACAUUCAGAAGGAGCAGUCCAGAAACCUCAGUGACAACACACUUAUUCUAUAGUGAAACAGUGGGAAAUGUGGUAUAAUGCAACUUUUGAAGCCUACCUUUUUUUUUUCUCCCCACAAAGGUUAAAGAUGUUUAAAGCAAGACUAUGUACAUUUUUCAACAAGAUAAGUCAUCUUUCAAAUAGAGGGUUGAAUUCAUAAGCAAUAAAUUACAUCUUAUGGGUUUUGAUGAUUAAUGCUGGCAAAAUAGUGGUUAUUAUUAUUACGGGGUUGGUUUGCUGGCUUAAAGUUUAUUUUCUUCUAGUGCUACAGUCAUAAUAGCAUUAAAGGUUAUUCCAUUAUUGCCAUAAGUGACGUUUUUCAGAAAAAGGUACAUAAUCUUGCUAUGAAGUGUAAUUCAUACCAGCAUGUAGGUUUCAGUCUUUGAGGGUUUCUAGAAUUGAGUGUAAAUAGUUUGUCAAUCCUGUCAGAAGACAAAAUUAUCUCUGUGAGCCCUGCCGUGGUUCCAUGUAAUUUUUUUUAAUGAUGUUUUAUUAAAAUGAACAUUUCUUAUA
Molecule: messenger RNA, 1497 nt
Organism: Anoplopoma fimbria (sablefish)
Lineage: Eukaryota; Metazoa; Chordata; Actinopteri; Perciformes; Anoplopomatidae
Gene: bcas2
Product: BCAS2 pre-mRNA processing factor
Exons: 7
Coding region: 95-772 (225 amino acids)
Biological process (GO): mRNA processing
Cellular component (GO): catalytic step 2 spliceosome; Prp19 complex; precatalytic spliceosome
Source: RefSeq, a predicted model, not a curated record